Molecule: messenger RNA, 2112 nt
Organism: Lasiosphaeria miniovina
Lineage: Eukaryota; Fungi; Ascomycota; Sordariomycetes; Sordariales; Lasiosphaeriaceae
Product: putative phosphatase regulatory subunit-domain-containing protein
Exons: 2
Coding region: 1-2112 (703 amino acids)
Biological process (GO): regulation of glycogen biosynthetic process
Cellular component (GO): protein phosphatase type 1 complex
Molecular function (GO): protein phosphatase 1 binding; glycogen binding
Source: RefSeq, a predicted model, not a curated record
AUGGUGGCCAGCACUAGCGUUCGAGAGUCACCACCGCCGGUCACUAGAAGCGAUCGUGGAAUGCCCAAUGCCGCAAUAAUCUCCCCGCCUGACUCGUCCAGCGACGACGAAGACCUCCCAGAAAUCCGGGGCAGGCAAAUUGAGAACCUGAAGGAGUUGCACGAAGCUAUCAGUCAAAUUCCACAACAGAGGGCUAGCUCGCCGACCAAGAACAGCAUCGCCAAAAAGGAUGCAUCUGUUGCAGGUGAUCUGCUCGUCCUCCCAUCCCAGGCGAGCGCUAUAGCCGAAGGUAUGCAUAUCAGUUUCAGCACCGGCUCGCUAAACGAACUCGCCGUCGCGGGGAACAGAAGAUUCUCGCACGCGAGAUCGGCUACCGAGCCAAACGUUGCAAUUAGCGAAUCUCCCAGAAGCUCGUUAACAGGGUCUGAAGAGGAUUCCGACGAGGAGAUGCUCAGGAAGCCUCAGAUGGUUCGGAAGAAGUCUGGAGAACUCGUUCGCCCUGCACUCCGCCCUCCUUCGCGUCGGCGACCGUCGAGUAUGCCAGGUACUCCCACCUUCUCAAAGAUGGUACACUUUGACUCGCACCUCGAGCACGUUCGCCAUUUCCUCCAAGUUGACCGUCCCCUUGCCGUAAGCACUGGAACAUCGCCCGUCGAUAACUACGAGAGCGACAACGAGUACCCGUUCGGGGGAGACCAAUUGGCAGCCAAGGUACCGCCUUUCGAGUGGGAUAUCGCUGUGACCAACUUUCCAGCCGAGACGCCGGCUCGGACGGCUCUGGCAGUCCGCCUUGAACGGGUUUGGCUCUCAAGUGACCAGAAGUGCCUAAUUGGGUCGAUCGAUGUGGCCAAUCUCGCCUUCCAGAAAACCGUCACAUGCAGAUUCACGCUCGAUUAUUGGAAGACGACAUCUGAGGUUGCUGCCGAGUACAUGUGCGAGAUUCAGCCAGCCCAGAAACCUGUCGGCCACGAUAGGUUCAACUUUACCAUCAAGCUUUCCGACACGGCUAAUCUCGAAUCCAAGACGUUGUACUUUUGCAUCCGAUACACCGUCAAUGGACACGAAUAUUGGGACAACAAUGGCGGUUGCAACUUCCAGGUCGACUUCCGGAAGAAGAUGCUUCCACAAAACGGCAAGAAGGGCGUUAUCGGUGCCGCCUCGCGCCCUGCGAAUGGCCUACCCAAGAGCACUCGUCGUUUGACCCCGCCCGCUGUCUCGAAGCCGAAGGUGCCUGGGACCGUCGGCGAUGACUUUGGUACAGGCCCGAAGCCGAGCUUUGAUCAGUCAAUCCACGACUAUCUUGGAGAGUCCGGGCCUACAAGUCUCAGACUGAAAGGCGUGAGGACGUCUGCCAACCUUGCGAGCGACAACCUCUCAAGCCGACUUUCGGCGCCGAGCGGUCAGGCUUUCGCCAACCGCUACGACUUUGGCGCCUCGUUGACGGCCGCCAUUCAAACCGCCAAGGAUACACUAACAGGAAAGCCCGAUGGCCUCUACAUGAAACCAAACCGGAGACCCGCCAUGCCUGUCGUUAAUACCUCCAGCGACACAGUCAGGCCCGGCCCAACGGCUAAGAGCGCUCCGGUCAAGCCAACCAUCAACGCCGACGGGGAUUCCCCAAGCCCAAGCAUCGCUACGGCAUCGUAUGAGGAGCUGGUCAACAAAUACUGCUUUGAUGGCGGUCUGCGCCCCGGUCGCUUUGAUGGACCUGAGGACGCCGCUUCUAAGAGUACCACUAGCAGCAGUACGGCAAGCUCCGAUGGUAGUCCUGUCCAGAUGGGUAAUUAUCACCAUUCACACAGCGGUAUCCAGCACCACUCGCUACACCCUCUGGACCCGAACCCCUACUUCCAUCACGCAACAUCGUUCAUACCCAUCGGGGCCUCGCCCUCUGAAUCGCCACUCACCAGCUUCAGCUCCCAGCGUACGGGAAGCCCCUUGACGACGCAGUCGGGACAGGUUGCCGGCCGGUCGUCCUCCCCAGCGACGUUAGUAGGCAGCUUCGGCCCCUUCGCUGGUACGUCGCCGAAUGAGUAUCCAUACCAGCACUUGCACGAUCGUUUCCCGUUCUCUAGCGCGGACGCUCAUUCUGCGACAGCGAUUAGGGGCUGA